AUGGAGCUGGAUUUCCCUCAUUUGCAACUAUCUUCUUCCGCCGAGGCUCAUACAUCCCUGAUCGUUCAGCAGUGCGCAGCCAUGUGCCCUCCUCAUUCACCAUUAGAUAAUGACAACACGAAGAAGGGAACGAAGCGCCCUCAGUCGCCUGAUGACGACAUCCCUGCCGGCGUCGAAGCGACCAGCCGAAAGAGAGCCAGAGUAGGGAAGCGAGUUCGGUUCACCAUGACCACCACCAACACCGAUGGACGGCCCACGGAAAAGGACGCCCUGAUUGUGAUCCCUCGUCAUGUCAAGGAAGAAGAUCUACCCUGCAUGUGGUAUACCCGCCGAGACUACAGAUCCUUCCGAGAAGACUCGCAGUCGCUGGCACUCGCAUUUGAGCUCGGGAUCCUGGAUCGCCUUCAUCCUGAUGAAAUCUGCUUGCGGGGCUUGGAAGCCAAUAUUUCCAAGGGCCAUUUGGAGGCAAGAUUGGCAUCCAGGGGGACACUGACCGAGUUUAUCUUGAGGACUCAGGAAGCUCAGAAAGGGCAUGGCAUGGCAGAUCCGGAAAUGAUCCGAGGUCUCUCACAAAUGUUGUCCAAAGACGCUUGCGAGGACGCACUCAAGUUGGCUGCCUAUGACAGGGAGGAGGCAGAACAAGAAUUCCAAAAGCAAGACGAACAACAAGAAACAUCGAGUCAGGAGCAAUGA
This is a messenger RNA of Seminavis robusta, 693 nucleotides long. The record is from the annotation of a GenBank genome assembly. Lineage: Eukaryota; Bacillariophyta; Bacillariophyceae; Naviculales; Naviculaceae.